ACCAAAAAUGAAGGUGAUUGCUGCUUAUUUGCUUGCUGUCCUUGGUGGCAACUUCAAACCUUCUUCCAAUGAUCUGAAGCAUAUCCUUGUAUCAGUUGGAGCCGAUGCAGAUGAUGAGGGGAUUGAUUUGUUACUGUCUCAAGUUAAAGGCAAGGACAUAACUGAGCUCAUUGCUGCUGGAAGGGAGAAGUUUGCUUCUGUUCCUUCUGGCGGUGGUGGUAUUUCAGUGGCUGCACCUGCGGGAGGAGUUGGAGCUGCUGCUACCACUGCUCCUGCUGCUGCAGAGACUAAAAAGGAGGAAAAAGUUGAAGAGAAUGAAGAAUCAGAUGAUGAUAUGGGCUUUAGUUUGUUCGACUAAUGG
Messenger RNA from Phalaenopsis equestris, 361 nucleotides. RefSeq names its product 60S acidic ribosomal protein P2A-like. NCBI's taxonomy places the organism in Eukaryota, Viridiplantae, Streptophyta, Magnoliopsida, Asparagales, Orchidaceae. The coding region runs from base 8 to 358 and encodes 116 amino acids. Gene Ontology annotation, cellular component: ribosome; cytosolic large ribosomal subunit. The record is from RefSeq and is a predicted model, not a curated record. Gene Ontology annotation, molecular function: structural constituent of ribosome. Gene Ontology annotation, biological process: cytoplasmic translational elongation. The transcript has a single exon.